This is a messenger RNA of Cantharellus anzutake, 701 nucleotides long. RefSeq lists its product as uncharacterized. The transcript has a single exon. Lineage: Eukaryota; Fungi; Basidiomycota; Agaricomycetes; Cantharellales; Hydnaceae. The annotation marks the transcript as partial. The record is from RefSeq and is a predicted model, not a curated record.
CACGGAAUUUCGUUUUAACGCGUUAAGAGCUCUCAACGCGUUUCAACGCCUUAUUGAUCCGUUCCAACGCUUCAUUAAGCUGUUCCAACACUUUGUUAGUCCGUUCCAAUGCUCGAUGCAAAAAUCAAAUUGUAAAUACUCAGCCAUGCUGUAAAAAUUCCUGUUCACAAAUGCAUGGACGCGCUUCCCCUUCACUGCCAACCACGGCCGUAGCAACCGUUCACUCACAUUUCCAUACCCUGUACUUCCAAGCCACAUGGGAGUCCCCCAUACUCAGGCAAACACACGUUCCAUGAUCCAUUGCCACAAAUUACCUUCACUUGCUUCACAUCGAUGACAUCUACCUACUUGACGGUCAAGCCACUCUCACAGCGAACGACCACUUCAGCAAGUGACAAAUCCCCAACAACCCCACCGUUCUCUUCCUGUGUCAUUUUAACCAGUGGGGUUCCAUAUGAGAGGCCGGGCGCUGAGUCGUAACAUGUCAUUCAGGGACUGCAUGGACAACGAUCCCGACCACACACAGAGUGCACCCCCCAUCAACUGUCAGUGUCCAGCGUAGGAAUCUUCCUUUAUCACUCCAUGUUCCACCACCCUCAACGUCCACCGCACAUUCUUAUUUAAGCCGCUUCAUUCACUGAGUUCUGAUUUGUGUUUGCGCUUCAUGUUCUCCUCAAUACCACUGCUGAAAUGAACAACAA